ACUCUGACAUGAGGGAAUUAAUUUUGUUAACAAAUAAGAAAACCUUUCAUGUUUGGAGUCGGUUCCUUGUGGUUGUCAACUGGGGUGGACUAAAAUCGUUGGAAGACAGUUUGAGGACGCCCAGAGACAUGUCCUGAUGUGAAGUGUUGGAUGGUGACUAAAGCUUAUCGAAGGCAGUGGAAAAAUUGGAUCUGAAAUAUUCUGAUCGAUUUUAGUAGGGCUAUGGCAGGUCUCAAUUCUAUAAGAGAAGUCAGUCAAGUCAGUUCGAUUAAAGAGAGCGCCCGUUUUGAUGUUGAAGAUCUCACAGUCAAGAGAGAGAUCACGAAGGAAGAGGUCCAGGAGUACCGUGUUGCCUUUGAGAUCUUUGACAAGGAUGGAGAUGGUGAGAUCACGUACAAAGAGUUAGGUUCAGUCAUCAAGUCGCUGGGUGGUAGCCCCACUGAGGAGGAAUUGAAGGAGAUGAUAUCAGAACUCGAUGAAGACAACAGUGGGACGAUAGACUUCUCCGAAUUCCUCAUCAUGAUGAAACGCUACAUGCAAGAUCUGGACACUGAAAAAGACAUUCGUGACACAUUUCGUCUGUUUGACAAGGAUUGCGAUGGGGUGUUGAAUGCCAAGGAGUUACAAAACGUGAUGUUGACGCUCGGGGAGAAGAUGACGGAUGAAGAGAUUGAGGAGAUGAUCAAGGAAGCGGACACUAAGGGAGAGGGCACUGUCAAUUAUAGAGAUUUCUACCGACUCAUGAAUGCCUAGCUUAUAUUAACCAUUGUUGGAUGAGGUAUGAAGAACAAAGAUGUUCCUGUGAAGCUCACUUUUGAAACUGGGCUCAUCAGAACUUCUCCCAUUUGAAGACUGAACUUGAUAUAAUUCAAGAAGGUUCUACUGAUUCUAAUAGAGAAUGUAAAUAGAGUGUGUACCAUCCUCGUAGCAAUGUUAAUCAAAAUAGAAUUUGUAAAUAAACACCAAAAG
Molecule: messenger RNA, 969 nt
Organism: Lineus longissimus
Lineage: Eukaryota; Metazoa; Nemertea; Pilidiophora; Heteronemertea; Lineidae
Product: neo-calmodulin-like
Exons: 5
Coding region: 223-753 (176 amino acids)
Cellular component (GO): myosin II complex
Molecular function (GO): calcium ion binding
Source: RefSeq, a predicted model, not a curated record